GGACAGAGGAAGCUCUGAAAAAAUAUGAAGAAGUGAAAUCAAUCUUCAGUGAGGCCUCGAUGAAUAUAAGAGAAUUCUUCUCGAACGAUAAAAGUUUCAAUACUCAAUUACCCAGUUACGAUCUUGCAGAGUUUAUAGCUUCUCAUUUCGAUCCAUUAGGUUUCUUAGUUCCAACAAUGAUAUCCUUCAAACUAUUUCUUCAAGAUCUCUGGAAAAAGAAGUUACCAUGGGAUCAACCACUAAACGAGCAUGAAAGCCAAACGUGGAAUUCCCUUAUAACUCUAUGGCCAACAUACGUAAAGGAGAUACCACGCGCUGUUAUCAACACAUUUCAAUAUACAAGUAUCCACGUGUUCACUGACGCGUCCAUCAAAGCAUAUGCAGCGGCAGUUUAUGUGAAACAAAGUCCGACAACGUCCUUGAUUUUUGCCAAGUCAAGAGUAGCCCCAAUCAAAACGAUGACGAUACCGAAACUCGAACUAUUAGCAAUCUUAAUUGGAGUAAGAGCAGCUCAAUUUGUUAUCAAACAAUUGGAAUUUGAAAAUGCACAGGUGAUUUUAUGGUCAGAUUCGCGGUGCGCAUUGCACUGGACACAAAACCAUUCUCGACUCUUACCAAGAUUCAUCCAAAAUCGAGUCGAAGAGAUACGAAAGGCCAAAUUUGCGUAUCGAUAUAUUCGAAGUGAGUGUAAUAUUCGAAGUGAGUCCAGCAGACAUAGCUACAAAAGGAAUAUCACCAAGCGAUCUGGCAAAUUUCACACUUUGGUAGAAUGGACCCGAAUGGCUAAAGGAGAAAGAAUCAAACUGGCCCCAUUGGGAAUAUGA
This is a messenger RNA of Dracunculus medinensis (Guinea worm), 824 nucleotides long. Lineage: Eukaryota; Metazoa; Nematoda; Chromadorea; Rhabditida; Dracunculidae. The record is from the annotation of a GenBank genome assembly.